CACCGGAAGUCUGACGUCGCACAGCAUUAUGUCAAAAAUAAAAAUCUACAUUCGAGGAAGUCAGAAGGUUACUGGAGCUAAAGAUUGAAGAGUGGAAUUAGACAAAUAUUGUCGUUUGUCGAAAAUAACCUCUAUCGAAAACCCCUGAAGACCACUGCAAUGGCCGAGGAAAACAUCUUCCUUUUCGUUCCGAAUUUGAUCGGCUAUGCCCGCAUCGUGCUGGCUCUGCUUGCCUUCUACCUGAUGCCAUGCUGUCCCGUACCAGCUGUGUUCUUCUACCUGCUCAGUGCCCUCCUGGAUGCCUUUGACGGGCACGCCGCCCGCGCCCUCAACCAAGGCACUAAGUUUGGUGCGAUGCUGGACAUGUUGACAGACCGCUGUGCCACCAUGUGUCUCCUGGUCAACCUGGCUCUGCUUUACCCCUCCUACACCUUCCUCUUCCAGAUCAGCAUGAGCCUGGACAUCGCCAGCCACUGGCUGCACCUGCACAGCUCAAUGAUGAAGGGAUCCACCAGCCACAAGGCCAUUGAUCUAUCUGGAAACCCCAUUCUUCGCCUCUACUACACUUCCCGUCCGGUGCUGUUUGUCAUGUGUAUGGGGAAUGAGCUCUUCUUCUGCCUGCUCUACGUCUCCUACUACAUUGAGGAACCCCAUGUGUGGCUGCAGUGGCUGCUUGGUGUCUGUGCCGUGGUGUGUGUGCUGAAGUCUGCCAUCAGCGUUCUGCACCUGAUCACUGCCUCCAGGAACAUGGCUGCCAUCGACGUGUCCGACCGUGAGCGGGAGAGGAGCAAGGCCGAGUGAGAGGGGGAGGGGAGGGGGCUCUUAAUCCCUUGGUACGUGUGUAGAUCUGAGAGGAUGGGUGUAACAGUUUGGGAACCAAUCCACCUUGUCCUCUGAUAGGCUAGGUCCGUCUUUUUUUUUUCCCCUAUGUUUUGCACCGACCCAAUCCUCUCGGAUCUACUUGAAAGCCUCGGGGUUAGAGGUCGAGUUUGGAUAAGGCAAAGAAGAGGGGCAGAGAGAGAGAGAGAGAGAGGGAGGGUGUAGGAGGCUGUAAAUGGGAGCAUCUCAAUAGUCUAAAGUGGCCCUCCUUUCAUCGUGUCCUUCAAUCUGCACUGAUCUGAAAACAAGCGAUUGGUGAAAACAGUAAGGUGGAUGCCUACAAGUCAAUACUGCUUACCCAUCCAGUUAUUUCACAUCAGACGAGAGAAAGGAUUGGAGAUGAGGAGAGGAAGCCACUAGACUAUUGAGAUGCACCCUGUGUCCCAAAAGUCUCAAAUAACCCACUUUUCUUAGUCGCCGCUUGAGCACUGAUAGGAAAGGACAUUGAAAUCAUUGGGUGGGAAAAAACAUUAGUGAUAUCGAAGGGAAGGAGACAAGAAAAUUAAGCAAGGAAAUGAGGAUAUUUGAGAGGAUUGGGACACAGACAGAAAGCAGAGUCAGAGUUGUUCUGUUUGUUGAAUAGAGUUGAAGGUGUGAGAACAAUUGUGUGAUGUAGCAAAGAUGGAGGUAAGCUUAGUCAGGGGACCUUUUUAAAAACCAAACUGAUGAUGGCUAUUUAUUUUAGUUAGAAGAUUGUACCAACUUAAACCUUCUGUUAUCAAGCCUACUUGUAUAGUGUUGUAAGCCUGACAUUAUAACUGGUGUCAAAACUUGAAAAAGUAAACAGUGGUGGUAUAUUUUUGUACGCGAGCAAAUCAUUGCAGGCUUUAAUAUUCACAAGCUAACUAGCCAACACUAAUCACUUUCCACCACACCUUAUUUAGUAGACUUCAUAACCAAGGGUUUGAGCGAUGCGUGUUAUCUUGAAAUAUUCUUUUUUUUUUUAAAGUGGUAACGUCCCAAGUCACUACUAUUGAUGUUUCUAUUAAUAUUUAAAUUCCUAUGUUUUUAUUAUUCUCUGUCGUCAUCAUCAGUAACGAUUUGAAAUCGUUGCACUAGAGAUGUCGUUCACCAUCCGUUCACUUGUUAGCUUGACAAUUGAGUCUUUGCAGCUUUUACUUGACCUUUUUGGUUCUCAUUAUUUCUUCUUUUAUUUGACUGUGGUAAUCAAAGCCAAUGACAUUUUAUUUGACACAUGGACCAAAUACAACAGGUGUAGGUGCUUACCGUGAAAUGUAGAAGUUGCCCAGGCCACAGAUCUAGGAUCAGAUUACACAACCACAACUCUUAACCUUGACCAUCAGGAGGAUAGCAUAUCUGACCCUCAACCAGUGCUUAGUUGCAACUUGUACCAACUGGUAAUGGUAGGGGCGCAACUUUCACUGGGGACAUGUCCCCCCCCCCCCCUCAGGUUUUAUCAUUGGAAUGUGAUUAUAAAACGAGGCAAUGGUGUGCUUUAGGACCAUGCAGGACGCCUCCGAGCGGUCGGGUAGACUGUUUGGAGUGUUUAUCCGACAGAAUCAAAAAAUAUAUAUUAUAAUAAUUGUCGUCGUCCCCCCACUUCUAAAACCAAAGUUGCGCCCCUGGGUAGUGGUGACUGUAGAGGUGGUAUUGGACUUUUACGUUGCAGUGAUGGGCAAGAUGCACACACUUUCUUAGACACGUGCGCACACCUUUUUUUGCAGACACGUGUGUGUAUACACACACACCCACGCGCUUGCCACACACACACACCCACGACACUUGCUUACAGACAUGCAUUCAUCUAUAUUGGGCACAUUCCUUAGCUCAAGUAAAGACCACCUGAGUAUUAUGUUAUUGUUAUAAAUAUUAUUCGACGAGCUUUUCUAUCAUCACUGUGUGACCGUGUGUACUAUAUAUAUAUAUACUGUGGCUGAUCUGUUUUAUCGUCAACCAUUAGAAACUAGGUUUGGAGUGGGGCGACGUUGCUAUCAGCCAGGUGGCGUCAAAGGUCUCUAGUUCAUUUGAGAUUUGAGUUCAACAAGACGUUUGGGAGAAUGUGCUGUGUACUUUGGGUCAUUGCGAAGGUGAGAGGGAGGAGCACAAAAAAACAAAAACCCAAAGCCAUGUAAGACCUACGAUAACCUCUGCAAAUACUUUGUGGGUGUCCGUGUAAGAAAGAUGUUUUUAGGUGUUAUUUCCAUGCAGUGCCUCCGGCUUGCAGAUAUUGUUCAGAAUGUCUUUGUCAACGGUAAUAGAUGGAAAAGGUAAUAAAGAGAUCUUUGAACCAA
Molecule: messenger RNA, 3131 nt
Organism: Oncorhynchus keta (chum salmon)
Lineage: Eukaryota; Metazoa; Chordata; Actinopteri; Salmoniformes; Salmonidae
Gene: cdipt
Product: CDP-diacylglycerol--inositol 3-phosphatidyltransferase (phosphatidylinositol synthase)
Exons: 6
Coding region: 160-801 (213 amino acids)
Biological process (GO): phosphatidylinositol biosynthetic process
Cellular component (GO): Golgi apparatus; membrane
Molecular function (GO): CDP-diacylglycerol-inositol 3-phosphatidyltransferase activity
Source: RefSeq, a predicted model, not a curated record